UCAGUGUCAACGUAGGCGUUUUACGAUUCGUAUUAAUUGUACCGCUGUACUGCUUGGGGUAUUUGAUUGGGCGUUGUGAAUUAAAAAUAAGAAUGUGUUUUUAUGUUUCCGUAAUUAAUCCAAACUACUAAUCAAAUGUGUAACAUAUACGUAUAUUUGUUUUAUAAGCAUUAAAAAUACAAAAGAUGCUGUAAAAUAGUUUCCCUCUGUGUCAGAACGAAUUUUAUGAUUGAUUUUCAUAAAAGGCUCAUUUAUUAAAACUAGUAAUGCCGGAGCAAAGCAAUGAUUACCGUGUUGUAGUUUUUGGUGCGGGUGGCGUAGGAAAAAGUUCUCUUGUGCUACGUUUCGUCAAAGGUACAUUCAGAGAAUCAUAUAUACCGACGAUCGAAGAUACUUAUAGACAGGUUAUAAGCAGCAAUAAAACAAUAUGCACUCUACAAAUAACUGACACAACCGGUUCACAUCAAUUUCCAGCCAUGCAGAGGCUAUCAAUCAGCAAGGGUCACGCCUUCAUACUCGUGUAUUCUGUGAGCAGUCGGCAAUCGCUGGAAGAGCUGAAGCCCAUAUGGCAAACGAUAAGGGAAAUAAAGGGCGCCGAUCUUCCAAACAUUCCAGUGAUGUUGGCAGGGAACAAGUGCGACGAGAGCCCUGAGAUUCGAGAGGUUUCCGCUGCAGAGGGGCAGGCGCAGGCGCAAGAGUGGGGCGUGUCCUUUAUGGAGACCUCGGCGAAAACCAAUCACAAUGUCACUCAAUUAUUUCAGGAAUUACUGAAUAUGGAAAAGAACAGAAAUGUCUCUCUCCAAGUUGAUGGUAAAGGAAAAAAGAAAAAAGAUAAAAAUGUUAAGGAAGGAGGUGAGGGAUCGGCGAGUGGGAGGGAAAAAUGCCUAUUGAUGUAGAUAAAAUUUACUUCUUAUGUAAUAUCCCACCUUAUUUAUAAAAUAACCAGCAGCAUUAUGUUAUAUAUAUACAUUUAUAAAAAAAACGAAUUACUUUAUAAAAAAGUUAAAAAUCGCUAGAGAGUACAACAAACGAGUUAUUUUUUUUAUGAUAUAUUGUAUAUCAUAAUGUUGCCUGUUAGUGCUAACUAAGUCACAGUUCUAGUCAUUUAAAUCCAUAUUUUCAUUAGUUAAGCACAGGACAAGUCGCAUUUAAAUAAGUAUUAUCAUGCCUAUUAUAAUGUUAGUUUAUGCGAUGUAUUGACAUUGUAGAAUAUAUAUUUUGCUAUAACUAAAAAUUAUCUUAUUUACACUAGUUACAUAUUUAUCUAUAUAUGAGUAUAGGAAGACUAACUUAUCUGUAAACUGCGCGCGACGUUUAAGGUAGGGUUGCCAUAUUUGAAAAACUUGUAAUGUACUAAUUAUACAAAAGAAAGUAAUGAUAGUUUCUCUGUCAAUAAUAAUAAAGAACGAAUAUCCAAAGCUGGAUUGCGUUUCAUGAAUUGUAUAUGACAAACUUUUCAAAUACCUAUUGCUAAAAUAUACAAGACCGAGCCACGUUUCUAAAAAGGUCAGUGAAAAGAUUACAGCUUUAGUAACAUAAUCGGUAGAAUGGUAAAUGUUACUUGAAGGGACAUUUUAUAUAUGAUUGCCACUUCACGGAUAAGUUAGUAGACCUAUAAUGACUGAGACGCUAAGGUCGUGAAGUUAUUCCGAGUGUUAGUGUGAAAAUACAACGAAAUGAAGUCUCUAGGACUACUGUUAUUAAAUUAUAUAUGUACGCUGACAAAUAAUAAUUAAUUAAAUGUCAUGUUUGCGUUAAGUAUUCAGUACCUGAAAAUCGGAAUACUGAUAGGAGCCCGUCAAAUAUGCUUCUCGACGUAUCAAUACAUAUUAUAGCAACCGUCAAACAAUUGCUAUUGGUUGUUUCUUAAAUAAGUAUUAAUUAUUUCAGUGCCGUUAUAACUUUUUAGUUUAUAAACAUAAAAUAUGCUUUAAUAAUUUAGCAUUAACAUCGUGAGAUUACAAAAAUACAUACAAUUUAGUAUUAUAUUAGUCAUAACAUUAAGCAAAUCAUAUGUGACUUUGAAAUAGUAAACUCCACUUCUAUCGUAGGAAGGAAAGCUUAUAAGAUGAUUUAUGUCAUUGUGAGAGACAUAUUAUGUGCCAAAUAUCUAAAAUGUUUACAUCGUAAAAAUCAUCUUGAAAUUCCGUACACAUGCCAGUUCCAAGUGUAUAACUAAAUGAAAAAAAAAAAAACUGAUUCGUUUCUAAAGCGUGUGACUGAUUAAUUAAAGAAAAUGACAAAUUUAGAUAGAUUAUACCAACAGCCAACUGAUCUGGAACUCUUAUAGCGACACCUUAAAGUAGUCAGUAUAUCUCACAAUGACUAAACGCCAUAUUAUAUUCCCUAUAAUAUUUUGACUAUAAAUUAAAUUUUUAAAUUUAAUAUAUUAAUCGUAGCUAUCGCUAGUCAUUAGUGCACAUUAUUUGAUAUCGUUCACUAACAUAUCUAAUUAGAAUUGUCCAUAGUUACAAAUUUAUCUAGUCAGUCGAUUAUUAUUAUUAUUAUUGUGUAUGCUGGUUAUAGAGAGGAAUAAUUAAGAAUUAGAAACAUGAUUGUGCAGUUGCCAGUUUUAUUAAAUAAGCUCGCAUGACCCAAACGCUUAUUACUAAAAUAUAAUUUAAAUAAUAUCCCUGAAAUGUUGUGCAUUUUUAUAAUUAUUUAUAUAUUUAUAAACAAUUUGUAUAAUUUUAAGUGUUGUCAAGACCUUUAUUAACCUUUAAAGCAAGACACCCGCGUUGGAAUUAUUGUUACAUGGGCACAUAUAAUAAUUAAGAAUAUUAUGUACACAUUGAUGGAUAAAAUCAUUGUUACAUUAAAUUGUUGUAACUGGACCAAUGUUGUUUAAAGUUGUUUGAUGUUUUCCAUUAUUGUAGAGAUAUCUUUGUUUGAUGUGUGUCACUGUAUAUGUUAGAUUAUACUUGUUUUUAUAACUUGUCUUCUAUCUCUUGUCUAUGCAAACUUGUAAUUGUAAAUUUUUAUUUUUAAUAUGUAGGAAUUUACAUUUGAUUCAUUCCAUAAUAAAUUUCCCAAAUAACCUUUCCUGAUGAUGUUAAAUAUCGUAAAACUGUAUAUGGCAUAGAACAUUCCUUUAAAAUUCGUUAAUUCUUUAUUACGCGUCGUUUUCAUGUCUUUCCUGAAUUCAAUCUUCUUUCAAUAAUCUAUAAGCUAUCAGCAUGUUCUGAAAAUAUGUAAUAUUAAAAUUUCCAUAUUCUCUAAAUUAGUCUACAGGUAGUGUAGUGAACAAGUGAGCUUAUAAUUCAAUUUCUUACUUUCAUGGAUGCAUCAUUUUUAUCUGCAUUGUAUUUUUUUAUUUUAUUAAAUUUAUAUCAACAAUGAACGGUUAGUUAUUGUCAUUUGAUUAAAUAUAAGGUAUGACUACAUUCUAUUCAUAAUGCAACGAAAUAAAUAUUUUUUAUAUUCAGUAAGAUUGUUACAAGAUGAUCCAUGAAGGUAAGAAUUUUUGUCAGAUCUUUUAAAAUUAAAAUUUAUCGAAAUAAAAUUAAAUCCUCAUAAAGGUGCAAAAUAACGUUUAUGGCAAUAAUAUUGAAAUAGUUUGAAUCAUAGAGAAGUCGUUUUUGUCUUUAAAAAAAUGUGUAAGGAAUAAUUAUUACCUAUUUAGCAUCAAGUCCAGCGAGUAGGGACUUUGCUGUGGUUAUUUCGUUAUUUAUAGCUUUAAAGGUUUUCUGGAAAAUAAAUAGGAUACCUAUAA
This is a messenger RNA of Colias croceus (clouded yellow), 3712 nucleotides long. Its product is annotated as GTP-binding protein Di-Ras2. Gene Ontology annotation, cellular component: plasma membrane. The coding region runs from base 267 to 896 and encodes 209 amino acids. The record is from RefSeq and is a predicted model, not a curated record. Gene Ontology annotation, molecular function: GDP binding; GTP binding; GTPase activity. The transcript has 4 exons. NCBI's taxonomy places the organism in Eukaryota, Metazoa, Arthropoda, Insecta, Lepidoptera, Pieridae. Gene Ontology annotation, biological process: signal transduction.